AUGUCUAAGGGUUGGGUAGUUGCACUUGUGGCCUUGACCGGCACAUCUCUGGCAAAGGAUAUCUACGUCUCUCCUACCGGAACUGGUACCGGAUCUGUCACAGCACCCUAUGGCUCUAUCCAGUCUGCUGUGAACGCUGCUGCUGCUGGAGACAACAUCCUCCUGCGCGCAGGUACUUACAAGCCCACUACCAACAUCCAGAUUACCAAGAGUGGUUCGAGAAUAUCACCAAUCACUCUGCGCUCCUACAACAAGGAGAAGGUUAUCAUCGACGGAGAGGGUCUUCCGGGAACUCCUUACGGGCUGGACGAGUCCCUUCCCAACAAGGAGCGCGGUAUCCUGCACAUCGAGAAGGGCAACUACUGGAAGUUCUACAACCUCGAGCUAAUCAACGGACCGUAUGGCGUGUACGCUCGUAACGCUUCACACAACUACUACGAGUUGAUCACGACCCACGACAACUACGAAACAGGCUUUCAGUUAGAAGGUGCAUCUUCGAACAACACAGUGCUCUACCUCGAUUCCUACCGCAACCGCGACCCCCGUAAGAACGGCGAGAGCGCAGAUGGAUUCGCUUGCAAGUCUGGGCAGGGUGAAGGCAACGUCUUGCGCAACGCUAGGUUGUGGGACAACGUCGACGAUGGUCUUGAUUUGUUCAUGUUCGGAUCUCCCGUCACCGUGGAGGAAGUCUACUCCUGGGGCAAUGGCUUCAACAGAUGGGGUUUCUCGGGCUUCAAUGGCGACGGUAACGGCUUCAAGCUCGGCAUUACCGAUAACCCGCCUGCCAACCACGUUUUGCGCAACUCGAUGGCAUUCGCCAAUGCGAAGAAGGGUUUCAUUGAUAACGGUAACCCGGGAGCCUUGACCAUGGAGCGUAACACUGCGUGGAACAACGGCGAUGUCGGAUUCAACUUCCGCAGCUCUUCAUCCACACUCAAAAACAACAUCGCGGCUGUUAACAAGGGUACCGCUCAAAUCACUCUGGUCAACACUGUCAAGGCGUCUGGCAACUCAUGGCAGUCAGGAUCCUGGUCGAACAGCACUUUCAAGAGCGUAGACCCUUCUGCGUUGAAGGGUGCAAGAGGCGCAGACGGAAGGGUCCCAGCCAGCGACUUUUUGAUUCCUGGAUCUGGUGCUGCAAUCGGUGCUACCACGCGCGCUGAUGUCUAG
Ascochyta rabiei is the source of this 1170-nucleotide messenger RNA. RefSeq lists its product as uncharacterized. The transcript is spliced from 4 exons. The coding region runs from base 1 to 1170 and encodes 389 amino acids. NCBI's taxonomy places the organism in Eukaryota, Fungi, Ascomycota, Dothideomycetes, Pleosporales, Didymellaceae. The record is from RefSeq and is a predicted model, not a curated record.